AUGGGAACCAAUGCUGAUAUAAAGGAGAAGGUCUCCGUGGAGUCUCCCAGCACCACUAAUCAGAAUGGCAGCAACACGAUCACUCCUCUGUCGGACGACAAAGCCCCAGAGCCGACCUUUGAUACCGGUCUCAUUUCUUGGAUUCAAGUCAUAGGGUCCUGGUUCUUGUUCUUCAACUCAUGGGGAGUGAUCAACACCUGGGGUGCAUACCAGACAUACUAUGAAGAGAAUACAUUGAAGCAUAUGUCCUCUUCCUCGAUUGCCUGGAUUGGCUCGCUGCAAGCCUUUCUGCUGAUGCUUUUUGGGGUGGUAACGGGCCCUCUAUUCGAUGCAGGAUACUUCCGUGCGCUCCUUGGGUUCGGAACCAUCAUGCUUCCCUUCAGUCUCAUGAUGACCAGUCUUUCUACUAAGUUCUGGCAAUUGAUUUUAUGCCAAGGAAUCCUACUCGGUCUUUCCGCCGGUUGCCUCUUCGUUCCCUCUGUCGCCAUUCUACCUCAAUAUUUCAAGCAGAAACGAGGAUUGGCGAACGGACUGGCAGCCUCGGGGAGCAGCAUCGGUGGCGUGAUUUAUCCCAUCAUGUUUGAUCAGUUACAACGGCGGGCUGGCUUUGAAUGGGCUACUCGAGCCGUUGGCUUUUUGUCUUUUGGAACCUGCUGCAUUUCGUUCUGUCUCAUGCGCAUGCGAUUCCCUCCGAAAGAGAAGCGAAAGCUUGUCCAGCUGUCUGCGUUCAAGGAGCCAGUCUUUGCCAUGUUCUGCAUCGGUAUGUUCCUGGGCUUCCUAGGAUUCUAUAACUUCCUCUUCUAUAUCCAAUCGUACGCCAUUGACACUAAGAUCGUUGACGCCAACCUGGGCUUUUACCUGCUUGCCAUGCUGAACGCGGGCUCAACUUUCGGUCGAAUCUGUCCCAACUUCAUUGCCGACCACAUUGGACCGAUGAACGUACUUCUGCCUGCUGCCACAGGAACUGCCAUCCUGGCUUUCGCAUGGAUCGGUGUGCACAAUGUCCCCGGAAUCAUCGUCCUGUCUGUUCUAUACGGUCUCUGCUCCGGUGGUUUCGUCUCGCUGCCGCCUGUGGUGAUGGCCUCCAUGACCAAAGACAUCCGCGACCUGGGAACUCGGCUUGGUAUGCUCUUUGCUGUGACUUCGGUCGGUCUGUUGAUCGGAACUCCUAUUGGCGGCGCGAUUCUCAGCAACACCGGGCAAUACCUGGGGGUGCAGCUCUUCACUGGAUGCUGUCUUAUUUCCUCCUCGGUUAUUUUUGCAGCUCUGCGAUAUUCUCGCACCGGUCCUCAUUUCCUGGUACGGGCUUAA
Messenger RNA from Aspergillus saccharolyticus JOP 1030-1, 1311 nucleotides. Its product is annotated as MCT family MFS transporter. Gene Ontology annotation, molecular function: transmembrane transporter activity. The transcript has 2 exons. Gene Ontology annotation, cellular component: fungal-type vacuole membrane. Gene Ontology annotation, biological process: transmembrane transport. The record is from RefSeq and is a predicted model, not a curated record. Lineage: Eukaryota; Fungi; Ascomycota; Eurotiomycetes; Eurotiales; Aspergillaceae. Bases 1 to 1311 code for a protein of 436 amino acids.